Messenger RNA from Pogoniulus pusillus (Red-fronted tinkerbird), 6763 nucleotides. It is a transcript of the gene EDEM3, whose product is annotated as ER degradation enhancing alpha-mannosidase like protein 3. The coding region runs from base 121 to 2970 and encodes 949 amino acids. NCBI's taxonomy places the organism in Eukaryota, Metazoa, Chordata, Aves, Piciformes, Lybiidae. The transcript is spliced from 21 exons. Gene Ontology annotation, biological process: carbohydrate metabolic process; mannose trimming involved in glycoprotein ERAD pathway; endoplasmic reticulum mannose trimming. Gene Ontology annotation, molecular function: calcium ion binding; mannosyl-oligosaccharide 1,2-alpha-mannosidase activity. The record is from RefSeq and is a predicted model, not a curated record. Gene Ontology annotation, cellular component: endoplasmic reticulum; membrane.
GGCCCUGCUUCCCCUGCUUCCGCCUGCGCUGGGAGCCGCCGGGCGGCGAGGGGCGGGCAGCGGCAGCGAUGGGCCGGCGCCGGACCUGGGCCUAGCGGCAGCGGGCAGGCGGCCGCGGCCAUGAGCGGAGCUGCGAGCUGCCAGGAGGGCGGCGGCGAGCGAGGGCCCCGCUGGAGGAGGCCGUGGAAGCUCCUGGCCCUUGGCCUGCUCUCCGCCUCCUCCGUGCUGGCGGCCGCCCCGGGCGCCGGGGCCAUGAGCAAAGAGGAGAAGCGCCAGCUGGGAAACCAAGUGCUUGAAAUGUUUGACCAUGCAUAUAGCAAUUACAUGGAGCACGCGUACCCAGCGGAUGAGCUCAUGCCUCUAACGUGCCGCGGACGAGUGCGGGGUCAGGAGCCCAGUCGAGGGGACGUGGACGACGCCUUGGGAAAAUUCUCUCUGACCUUGAUUGACACCUUGGACACUCUUGUGGUGUUGAAUAAAACCAAAGAGUUUGAGGAGGCUGUAAGGAAAGUAAUAAAGGAUGUGAAUUUAGACAAUGACAUAGUUGUGUCUGUCUUUGAAACCAACAUAAGAGUCCUUGGAGGUCUCCUAGGUGGGCAUUCAGUGGCAAUUAUGCUGAAAGAAAAAGGAGAAUAUAUGCAGUGGUACAAUGGUGAACUUCUUCACAUGGCAAAGGAACUGGGCUACAAACUUUUACCUGCUUUUAACACCACCAGUGGUCUCCCUUAUCCAAGAGUUAACUUAAAAUUUGGAGUAAGACAUCCAGAAGCAAGGACAGGAACAGAAACUGAUACCUGUACAGCUUGUGCAGGUACCUUGAUCCUUGAGUUUGCAGCUUUAAGCCGAUUCACAGGAACAGCUAUAUUUGAGGAAUAUGCCCGGAAAGCCCUGGACUUUAUCUGGGAGAAGCGGCAGCGCAGCAGCAACUUAGUGGGAGUCACCAUUAACAUUCAUACUGGCGACUGGGUUCGCAAAGAUAGUGGAGUUGGAGCAGGCAUAGAUUCCUAUUAUGAAUAUUUAUUAAAAGCCUAUGUCUUGCUGGGAGAUGACAGCUUCCUGGAGAGAUUUAACACGCACUACGAUGCAAUAAUGAGAUACAUCAGCCAACCACCUCUUCUUCUUGAUGUUCAUAUUCAUAAACCAAUGCUAAAUGCUAGGACCUGGAUGGAUUCUUUGCUAGCUUUCUUCCCUGGCUUGCAGGUGCUGAAGGGUGACAUUAGACCUGCCAUUGAAACUCAUGAGAUGUUGUAUCAGGUGAUAAAAAAGCAUAACUUUCUUCCAGAGGCAUUCACAACAGACUUCAGAGUUCACUGGGCUCAGCAUCCUUUAAGGCCUGAAUUUGCUGAAAGCACUUACUUCCUCUAUAAAGCUACUGGGGACCCUUAUUAUCUAGAAGUGGGAAAAACACUCAUUGAAAACUUGAACAAGUACGCAAGAGUGCCUUGUGGAUUUGCUGCAAUGAAGGAUGUUCGUACAGGAAGUCAUGAAGACAGAAUGGACUCCUUCUUUCUGGCUGAGAUGUUUAAGUAUCUUUACCUGCUGUUUGCUGAUAAAGAAGACAUGAUUUUCGACAUCGAAGAUUAUAUCUUCACUACAGAAGCUCAUCUGUUACCACUUUGGCUUUCUACUGCAAACCAAACCAUCUCCAAAAAGAAUACAACUACAGAAUACACAGAGCUGGAUGACAGCAACUUCGACUGGACCUGUCCCAACACCCAGAUUCUUUUCCCAAACGACCCCAUGUUUGCUCAGAGCAUUCGUGAGCCUUUGAAAAAUGUGGUGGAUAAGAGCUGCCCCAGGGGAGUUUCCAGAGUAGAAGACAGUUUGGGAAGUGGACCAAAGCCACCAUUGAGAGCCAGAGAUUUCAUGGCCAGUAAUCCCGAACACUUGGAGAUACUGAAGAAGAUGGGAGUCAGUUUGAUUCAUCUGAAGGAUGGAAGAGUACAAUUAGUACAGCAUGCAGUGCAAGCAGCAAGUUCCCUGGAUGCUGAGGAUGGCUUACGCUUCAUGCAGGAGAUGAUUGAGCUCUCCAGUCAGCAGCAGAAAGAGCAACAGCUACCUCCUCGUGCUGUUCAAAUUGUUUCCCAUCCCUUCUUUGGCAGGGUGGUCUUGACUGCUGGACCAGCACAAUUUGGGAUGGACUUAUCCAAACACAAAGCAGGGACAAGAGGAUUUGUUGCAACCAUUAAGCCAUAUAAUGGAUGCUCAGAGAUCACUAAUCCUGAAGCAGUGAAAGAGAAGAUUGCUCUGAUGCAGAGAGGCCAGUGCAUGUUUGCUGAAAAGGCACGAAACAUUCAGAAAGCUGGAGCAAUAGGAGGCAUUGUUAUUGAUGACAACGAGGGAAGCAGCAGUGACACGGCUCCUCUCUUCCAAAUGGCUGGCGACGGGAAGAACACCGACGACAUCACAAUUCCCAUGCUCUUCCUCUUCAACAAGGAAGGGAACAUCAUCCUGGAUGCCAUCCGGGAGUAUGAGGCUGUGGAGGUGCUCCUUUCUGAUAAAGCAAAAGACAGAGCAACAAUCUUUAAAGGUAAAAUGAUUCCAAACUACAUUAUUGAUAGCAACUUGGAAGUGGAGAAUAUGGACCAGAAAUUGUCUGAAAAUGAUUCACAUAAACCGAAUUCAGAAGAAGCUGCUUCAGCAUCUCAGGAUGUUGGCACAGUCAGCGAGGAACCCGAAGAAGGAGAAAGCUCUGAUGUUACUGACUCUGACUCUCUAUCUCCUGCUGACACAGCCAGUGACAGUGUUUCUGUUUCAAAUCAGGAUUCCUCCGUCCCUGGACGCCAGGAGGCUGGUGCUCCAGAGCCAGCAUGUCCACCAGGGGACAGCCAGCCUCAGGAACAACAGACUGAGACAGAGCCAAAUUCCAAAGUUAACUGGGAUAGUAAAGUCCAGCCUAUGGAAUCCAUAUUAGCAGACUGGAAUGAAGAUAUAGAGGCAUUUGAAAUGAUGGAGAAGGAUGAGCUAUGACUUGGAAUAAUAACUUAUUUGUUAGGAAACAGAUGGAGAACUCUUUGGGUGGAAGUGAGGCCCUGAGAUCUGACAACUAGAAAACAUAUUCAGUAUUGUGGCAAGCAGCCAGGUGCCACCUGGAAAAUACCAUAGCAACCCAGCACCCACUGCUUGUCUUGGCUGAAUCUGUCCUCUUUGACAAUGGGAACGUGCAAUCCAAGCAUUUGCCUGGCUCCACAGCAUGGUGCUGUAGCCCAGGAGGCUGAUUCAGGGAACCAGCCCAGCUUCUGCCUUCCAGGCUUCCAGUGGUCACCCUCCCUUGGUCUCUGGAAAGCAGAAGUCGAGCGCUGCGGGAUUAAUGUACCACCUAAUGGUUAUCCCUGAGAGCAGCUCAGGGCAGUAGGUCAGCUGCUGUUCUGCUUGGAGCAAAGGUGUGGUUUCACUGGUCUCUGCUGAGGGGAAAGCCUCUCUUGAUAGCAGCAGGUGAGGUUAUGUUUCCAGUUGUGGUGUCUUCAAGAUACAGCUAGAAGCAGGCUGAUUUUUGUCUUGACAUAUCAUACUGAGGUUUUGUGUUGCUGGCCACUGCUUCCAUCUGUUACCAUGAAGAGCAACCACGAUGACAUGCGAGUUGUUUUCCUUCUGCUUCACUUCCAGCCAGAGAAACCAUAAACCAAAGGCAACCUGUGCUUUGGAAGCAAGCCCCAUGAGGGAAACUGAGACAGCCUUGGGAUCUUGGGACUCUGGGAUCAGAGAAACUGAGUCAGCCUUGGGGUCUUGGGACACUGGGAUCAGGGAAACUGAGACAGCCUUGGGGUCUUGAGACCCUGGGAUCAGGGAAACUGAGACAGCCUUGGAGUCUUGGGACCCUGGGGUCAGAGAAACUGAGACAGCCUUGGGGUCUUGGGACUCUGGGAUCAGAGAAACUGAGACAGCCUUGGGGUCUUGGGACACUGGGAUCAGGGAAACUGAGACAGCCUUGGGGUCUUGGGACCCUGGGGUCAGGGAAACUGAGACAGCCUUGGGGUCUUGGGACCCUGGGGUCAGGGAAACUGAGACAGCCUUGGGGUCUUGGGACCCUGGGAUCAGGAAAACUGAGGCAGCCCUGGGGUCUUGGGACUCUGGGAUCAGGGAAACUGAGACAGCAUUGGGAAGCAGCUAAAGGUUUGUGGUGUGUUGUGGAGGUUAUGCUUGAAGUUAAGGCAGAGCAGACAAGGCAGAUGUUACAUUUGGCUUUCCAAGCUGAAAAACUCUUCUGCCCCAAGGCAUGGAAUUUCAAGUGGCAGUGGUCUCUGCCAGGACAUUAAGCACAGCUGAUCUAACAAACAUCUUCCUUCUCCUACAAGUUUGACUUCUAACAGCUUCACUUUGCUGCCGUUCUUUUGAUAUGCAAACCUCUACCGGUGUGAUACUGCAAGGCAGUGAGGCCAGUACCAGUAGUGAAGUGCUGAUGGGGCCACAGUGUAGUGGUGUGAGCUGUGGGGAUGGCUGGUCUGUUACUCUGGGCUUUGGGAGUUCCUUACAGCAAAGUGUGAGUCCCAGUUUGUUAUCCCAAUGAUGCAAACCUCACCACUGAAAUAAAACUGGGGAUGGUUAAGCUCCCCAGAGACGUUUUGACUGUGUCCAAAGAAACUGCCAAAAUACUCAAGUCACUUGAUUUAUAGAGACUGCUUGUGGUGAAUUGUGCUUCAGAGAGUUGUUUUAUAUGAAAGAGUAAAUUAACACUGCCUAUAUGCUGCACCUGGGUAAAGAUGAAGGCUAAAAUGGAAAGGAAAGGGGGAAAAAGCAGCCCCAGUCUGAACUGCACCUUUCACGGAGCUGGUGACGUGGUGCAUGCUGGAUGUGCAGCUGUUAAUUGCCAGAGCCAUACUGGACCCAUUCGUGUCCUCCUGCAGGGCAUGGGCAUGGAAACCCCAGGCCAGUGUUGUCUCCAUGUCUGCUCAGCUGUCUGGUGCACAGGCAGCUUCUGGAGAGCAAGCCAGGCAGAGCAUCACCCCAAAACCCAGUGCUCAGUGGCGCUGCUCAGGUCAGAGGCCACUGCGAGGAGGCAGCCGGGCAGUGACUAAGUGUCCUUGGGAACACAGCGGCUUUGCCAUGCAGUCCUCAUCCCUCUGCACCAGCAGCUGCCUGCAGCCUUGGGGGGAAGGAGCAGAGCUUGCAGCAGCUGGGGGUUCGCUUGGGAAUCUGUUUGUGUGGCUGUCGUGUUAAGUGAGGUUCUUGGUGUGUGUUCCAGCAGGGGAGCCUUCUAAGUGUCCUUGGAGCCCAAGUCAGCACCCAAGGGUGCUGCACUCCCCUGGUAGCACCAGGCUGUGAGCCGUGUGGCCAGCUGCAGUCAGCUGCGGGGUCGCCACCAUUCGUGUGCAAAUCAAACUCUUUCUUCUGAUAACUCCUCUGGUCUGUCAGUGCUUAGUGCCACAAAAGGAGCAUCCUUGUUGCCCAUGCCCUUCAUCUUCACACUCGUUAGCGUUGGUGGCGGAGGUGGAAUCAUUUUGAUAGCUAUAGGAGCCCUCUGGUCACUAUGUUACAGCUGCCAGGAAGCCAACUGCAGGUUCUCUUCUUCUACUUGCAGAAAACCUGGGUGUAGGUUUGAAGUGUGCUCAGAAGAUCCUUCCCCUGCCAUCACCAGCUUGGUUUUAGCUAACUGCUUUUUCCCACAUCGUGCUGCUGAAGCAGCAGACAUUAGCAGCCCCCUUCGGGGGGAUUCUGAGUGACCCCAGAGCUCCCUAGGAAUUGGAAGAAGAAUUUUGGUGGUGGCCUACCUCAGAUUAAGUGUUGCCUCCUUCCUUUCAGGUUGGUUUUCUUUGUUUUAGCUUGUUCUACGUUUAACUUCUGAGCCCACCAGGAGAGCCAUAGCUUUGUUUACAGAACUGAACUGGGGUAAGGUUAACCUUUGGGGCCAGAGGGCUAAACGAAGGAGGGGCAGCUGUAUUCAGGUUGUUUUCACUUUGUACUUAAUGCUGAGGAAAUAGGCUUCAGCUGAACCUUUUCGUAUCAUUCUGGGAAUAAUUUGGUUUCAGAGUUUGAACUGAAUCCCCAAAUUCAAUUCACUUUCCUUUUAAGAAUGUAUGCAUCCAGAAACCAAAACCUUUUGGAGAGGGGAGUAAGGUUCCCCCCUCCUCCAAGUUUUUAGAGGUCUGCUCCUUCUGUGUGGCAUGUUGCUGGUGCAUCAUUAAUCAGUCAUCACCUCUCUCUACUGUACAUUUGUUUCUAUGGUAUUGGGCACUGAAGAGUUCAGGAAUCACAGCUGGAACUAGCACUUACUCCAUGCCAUGUAAUUCAGAGCAGCCAAUUAGUCUAUCCUUUGAUUGUUAGAAGAAUCUUCUUAAUUGUUUACAUUUAUUGUCUCUUAAUGAAGUUUCACAACAAGCCCAGCUUUGGUCCUCCUCCUCCUCCUGCUGCUGCUAGCCUGCCUGGAGGCACAGCAGCAGGCACAGCUGAGUUUAGAUGGAGAGGUUAAAACCAGAGGACAUCUGCUAAAGACAUCAGUCAGAACAUAGGGGUGGGGGGGGGAAAGACCCAUUCUGUGAAUGAAAUAUUGUAUGUUGGGGUUUUAUAAGGUUAUUACUCUCUGGGUUUUUAGCCAGCCCACUUUACAGCCCUCUAUUUUCUUAGGAGAGAUGUCUAAUAACAGGUGCUGUAAGAGCAUUGUUGGGUUUUACUGCCUGCUGGGGAGCCUGUAGGAGAUUUCUAAGGGCGACUCUGUACUGUGAUGUAACAGCCUGGGCUAAGGUGUACAUAACUCCUGUACAUAAUUGUGUACUUGAUUAUAACUGCUGAUUGUAAAGAUUUAAUAAAAUGUAAAUACUCUGCCCCA